UGCAGAUAACAUGUUAAUCCAUCAUCAGUCUGAACUGGUGGUGUCCAGCCAGCAGAGCAGAACAGCCUUGCACUCCAAGGAUUUGUCAGCAGCUUUCCCAAGGCCUUCGCUGAUGUCCUCCAUGGCUUCUGUCAUGGACAGCACAGAACAUCACCAUCGCCAUGCUGGCAUAGAUCACUCAAUGCCAAGUCUGGGUUACGGGGGAGAGUCGCCUUCUGGUUGCAGUAACACCUAUACUACCCUGACACCUCUGCAGCCUUUGCACGACAAGUUCCAUCACCAUCAGCACCACUCUUGUUUACCGAUGAGCAAUGUCAUCGGCAGUUUUACUCUCAUGAGAGAAGAUCGGGGCUUGGGGCCCAACUUUUAUAGCACAUAUGCCAAAGAUUUAGGCAUGGGGCAGAGUCUGUCUCCCCUUUCAAACACUUCUGCUUUGAGUUCUAUGCAUGGUUAUGGUCACCUUGGUGGCAGCAGUGGACAGAUGCUGACAAGUGGAUAUGAGGCUCAUAUUGGUGGAAGUGGCCCUGGUAGCCUUCUUUGUAGGACACCAGACUUUUCACGAGAAAUGUCACCUCCAAUACCUCAUUCAACAAUGGAUACCUGUUUAGGUAGAAUGGACAACCAGCACACAUCCAGUCCACAACAGAUGUACUCUCAUCACCUUCAGCAUACAAAUCAACGGUCUUCAAUGGUCAUGAGUGACCAUCAAUCCACCAUUCCCAUUACUGGGUUGUCACCUGUUAGCCAAGGAGAUGGGAUGGCUGAGGAAAUCAACACCAAAGAAGUUGCUCAGAGAAUCAUCACUGAGCUAAAACGAUACAGCAUCCCUCAGGCGAUCUUUGCUGAGCGGAUUCUCUGUCGCUCACAGGGCACUCUGUCUGACCUUCUGAGGAACCCAAAACCGUGGGGCAAACUCAAGUCUGGCCGAGAAACCUUUAAAAGGAUGUCUAGGUGGCUUCAAGAACCAGAAUUCCAGAGGAUGGCGUCUCUGAGGCUUGAAGCCUGCAAGAGGAAGGAGCAGGAGCAGGGCAAACUGGAAAGGAACCAGGGCCCAAAACGACACCGAUUGGUCUUCACUGACCUACAGAGGCGCACAUUGCAUGCCAUCUUCCGGGAAAACCAGCGGCCCUCCAAGGACCUCCAAAUUACAAUUGCCCACCAACUUGGACUGGAGCUGACCACCGUGAGCAAUUUCUUUAUGAAUGCUCGGCGCCGGAGCCAAGACAAAUGGUUGGAUGAAGGUCGCCCAUCCUCCACAGGAUCUACAGCGUCUUCAAUCAGUUCAGCCAUCACCUGUACUAAAGCCUGA
Messenger RNA from Polypterus senegalus (gray bichir), 1309 nucleotides. RefSeq names its product one cut domain, family member, like (gene onecutl). Gene Ontology annotation, cellular component: nucleus. The coding region runs from base 11 to 1309 and encodes 432 amino acids. The transcript is spliced from 2 exons. The record is from RefSeq and is a predicted model, not a curated record. Gene Ontology annotation, biological process: regulation of transcription by RNA polymerase II. NCBI's taxonomy places the organism in Eukaryota, Metazoa, Chordata, Cladistia, Polypteriformes, Polypteridae. Gene Ontology annotation, molecular function: DNA-binding transcription factor activity, RNA polymerase II-specific; RNA polymerase II cis-regulatory region sequence-specific DNA binding.